Messenger RNA from Oncorhynchus gorbuscha (pink salmon), 515 nucleotides. Its product is annotated as ubiquitin carboxyl-terminal hydrolase 33-like. The record is from RefSeq and is a predicted model, not a curated record. Gene Ontology annotation, molecular function: zinc ion binding; cysteine-type deubiquitinase activity. Lineage: Eukaryota; Metazoa; Chordata; Actinopteri; Salmoniformes; Salmonidae. Bases 1 to 474 code for a protein of 157 amino acids. Gene Ontology annotation, biological process: protein deubiquitination. The transcript is spliced from 6 exons.
AUGCACCUGUCAAGUGGCCAUUGUCAAGACUGCAAGGUUGGAGGACCAAAUCUGUGGGCGUGUCUGGAGAACACCUGUGCCUAUGUGGGCUGUGGAGAAUCUCAUGCUGACCAUAGCACUGUCCACUCACAGGAGACGCGGCACAACCUGACGGUGAACCUGACCACUCUGAGGGUGUGGUGUUAUGCCUGUGGGAAAGAGGUGUUUGUGGAGCGUAAACUGGGCCCUCAGUGCCCUGUCCCCAGCACCAAGACCCUCGCUUCACCUCUCACCAACAACACACAGUUCCAGGAGUGUAGCAGGGCGCAGGGCAGUCCCACUUCUCUGAGACUGCCCCUUACUAAUGGCUGUGAAGACCUGGGCAUGGAGACGGAGGAGGAGGACGAGCUACGCGCCAGAGGUCUGACGGGUCUGAAGAACAUCGGGAACACCUGCUAUAUGAAUGCAGCCCUGCAGGCCCUCUCCAACUGGUGAGACCCAUAGACAUUAAACCAGUAGACUGUGAUAGUGCUGAU